Molecule: messenger RNA, 1792 nt
Organism: Octopus bimaculoides (California two-spot octopus)
Lineage: Eukaryota; Metazoa; Mollusca; Cephalopoda; Octopoda; Octopodidae
Product: protein FAM227B
Source: RefSeq, a predicted model, not a curated record
AGCUCAGCUGAAGGCAUUAACUAAGAUGACAACUGCAGCCAGCCAUUCUUAAUGUCUACACUGCGUUCUUAGCAACUUUUGUCAACAAAUGUUUACACGAACACAAAAGCAACAAAUAAACAGAAGGAAAAAUAAUAUCCUGAGAUGAAAGAAAUUUAAAGAAAUAAUCAAAUUGCAAGAGUUAAAAAUCAGAAGUUCUAAAGUAUUAUUAAAACAACCACAAUGAAAGACUCCAACACAAAGUUUAUUGAGAUUAUAGACACUCUAGAAGCACAAUUGAAAUGUCUUGAAGAUAUCCGCAAAGUUAUAACGAAGAAGAAGGAAAAGGAAAUGAGACUUUGUCAGAGGGUUGUUAGUCUCCGAGUCCGGAAUGUGCAUAAUGUUGAUGACUUUUUGAAUUGGUUUGGUACAAAAGACUGGCCACUCAUCUUUGAAGAGAAAUCUCCACAACCAAAUGUAAUGACUGAAGAAGUACUCAAAGAAGCAUUAAAAAGUGCACUCCCUAAUUUGGAUGACCAAUUUGAAAGGAUUAAAGUAAAAAUUGAUGCCGUUGAAGAAGAUGUAGAUGAUAUUCUCAGUUUUCUGCAAGAAAGUAUACCUAAGAAAGUGUCAAUUACCAAUAUUGUCAAUAAAGCCCAUGCAUCUCAAGUAAAGAAGGCUCAAAUGAAAAAGGAAAGCACCAAAGAUCCGGAUUUGAGUAAACCAUCAACACAGGAAACAUCUGAAUCUUUGGAUUUUGUUGGACUCAUUGGAUCUUUAGAUACAAUGACAAUUUUGAAGAAAGUCUUUGAUUCUUUGCACAUGAAGAACAAGACCCGUGUUGUAUUUGAAACCAUUUUUUUGUCAGAGAACACAAAAGUCCUUGUCGAGAGUAUCUUUUGGUGGAUAUAUUUAGACUUAUUAGAGCCUACUAUGCAUCAAAGCAAAGAACUGCUAUUUUCACGCAUGGCUGAAAAAUAUGUUGCAAUGCUGAUGUCCAUCCCAACUGGUUAUAAUGAUGUCAUUCUCAAUAAAAUUCCCAAAGCCCUCUCUCAAGCUACUUAUGUGGCCUUUUUUGAUGGCUUACGGACACACCACCAGUAUUUCGAUGACAACUUUAAACAGUAUAUAUUUUCUUAUAUUACUAAAUGGACCACUGGAAUCACGCCCCAGCCAGGAGCUGGUAAUAAAGAACGAGAGAAGAUGGCUAAGUUGACUGGAGAGAGAACUGAGACUAUCGCUGAGAUGCUAACUCACUCUAUUUUGUCUAAUAAACCUGUUAAACUAGACUUGACCAUGCAAGAUUUAGAGGAUCUACAAAAACAUCAGGAGAACAAAUCUCUUUUCAAGGUAUCUCCAAUGAAAGAGGUUCCUAGAUUGUCUGUGACAAAAGAUACUCCAAAACAGAAGGAAACUUGUGAGCCAGAAGUAGCAGUUGACAACCUGCACCUGGAGAAGGUGAAGUUUGAUUUAUACAGCCAAUGUCCAUUGGUCAACUACUGUAUGUACAACAGGAAGAUGUCAGCAAUUUAUAUGAUACCAUCCAAUCAAAUUAUUCAACGCCUUCAAAGAACUGAGAAGACUCCAGAGAAAACAUUUUUGAACAAUUUAAAACAAUAAAGUUCUUUUAUUCCCAGAGAAACUAUGAUGAUGUUAAUAACAAUAGGUUGAAAAUUUGAAGAUCAGAAUGGCGAUUGCAGAACUAAUAGAUAAACACUGACUUUGGCCAGUGAUGUGAAUAUGAGAUGACCUGAUCUAAAAAUAAUACUCUUUUUAUGUAAAGUGUGGCCAAAUAAUCAUAUCUUGUUUUCUA